This is a messenger RNA of Dichotomopilus funicola, 726 nucleotides long. RefSeq lists its product as uncharacterized. The record is from RefSeq and is a predicted model, not a curated record. The coding region runs from base 1 to 726 and encodes 241 amino acids. Lineage: Eukaryota; Fungi; Ascomycota; Sordariomycetes; Sordariales; Chaetomiaceae. The transcript has a single exon.
AUGUGCACCUACACAACCCACAUCCACACCUGCGCCCGCUGCGCCCGCCAAGAAACAGUCCUCAUCUCCGAACAAAUCUGUCCCGUCGCCCGACCCAGCGGCAUCUUCGGCACUUGUACCACGGGUAUCCUCUUCCAGCAACGCGACGCCCACGCUGGGCCUCCCCCUUUAUCUUUAUCCCCUAGGUUUUCUACCACCACUUCUACUUCUACUUCUUCUCCUUCCUCCUCUUAUAGUACCACUGCCGGACCUUGGACAGCAGGAUCGGGCACCCCUGGAUCAGGUCCCGCGGGACCGGGCCCCGCAGGAUCAGGAAGACAAAGACGCAGUACGAGCGGCGCCUACCGCGCGCGGGGGUACAGUCUGAACCAGUGCUGGCCGUGUCGGGAAGCGGUAAGAGUGGCUAUUGCUGCGGCGGUGGCGGCGGCGGGGGAGAUGGGGGGUGGUCGAUGGGGGGGAAGACGUGCUUCUGGCUCUACUUCUAGCUCUAGCUUUGGCUAUACCUCUAGUUCGAGUUCAGGUUCUGGCGCGAGUUCUGGUUCGAGUUCAGGUUAUGGCUACAGUACAAGCUCUGGGUUUAAGGCUGGGACUGCGCUGGCAGCGGGCGGGCGGGGGAGGAUGGAGGGCUGGGUGGGGGGUAGGAGUGGGAGUGGGGAUGGUGGUAGUGGUGCGUUGGGUGUGAGGAUGGAGGGUGGUGGUGUUGGGGUUGCUGGGGACUGGGUGUGA